CAUGCAUGAGCAAGAAGCAGCUGGGGGCUUGAAGGGCCAUUUAGAGGAGAACGAGAGUGAAUGAGUGAACGAAUGCUCAACGACUCUUCUCCUGUGUUCAGUAUUCUGGUGGUGCUGCAGUGGCGUAAAAAUAAAUGUACCAUCCAAAAGACUGAGCUAAGUCACCGCUGCCGAAGACAAAGGAAAUUGAAUCCACCUUGGCUAAAGAUGAGGGCAAGCUGGCUUUUGUUGUUUGCAGAGCAUCCACAACGGAAUAGGGUUUUGAUAUACGGGAGGCUUUUUCACAUUUUAGUGCCUGGUUUUAAGGGAUAGUGAUGAACUUCAGCUUCAUCUUAGAGAAAUAAAUACAUAGCUUUGCAUUUGAUUCUCCUAUCCAUAUUUGCACUGAUGGAAAUAGUAUUUCUUACCAAAAUUAAAGAAGCUGCCACUGUCCUGGUUUUUGAUUGUUGGUUGUUGUUUACAAGAAGAAUUGCCACCAUGAAUUUACUAACAUAUGGAAGAUUACAGUAAGAUCUGGCUUAUUUUCCCUGGGAAUUCCCCCCCCCCCAAAAAAAAACCUGGAAUUACAAGGUGCUUAAGUAAACUUUAUAAUUAUGGCUGAAAAAGAGAGGUGAUUGUGCUUAAAAUUUUCUUUAAAGUAUGGUUUUUGAUGAGUUAGUAAAUUCGUAUCUUCUAGAAGUCCUAUGGUUUUUGUUUUUAUUUUUUUAUAUUUUUUGGGAAAAAAUUCACAUCACCCGGAACAUUUUGCGUUUUUUUCUCUCAGAUUUUGCUUUUUAUAUGUGCUGCCCAAGAUCUCUUCAGUACAGGAUGGAUAUUAGGAAGGCAAGGGAGCCCAGUAACAAACGGGUCAAGCCUCUUUCCAGAGUGACAUCACUAGCAAGCUUAAUUCCUCCUGUCCGAACAACUCCCUUGAAGCGAUUUGGACAGACACUCCAGCGUUCUAUCAGUUUUCGUAAUGACAGUCGAACUGAUCUACUUGCAUCACGUUCUUGGAUGAAAAAUGUACCCUCUGCUAGCACCAAGCGACGAGACAGUAAACUCUGGAGUGAGACUUUUGAUGUUUGUGUCAAUCAGAUGCUCACAUCCAAAGAAAUUAAGCGCCAAGAGGCAAUAUUUGAACUUGCACAAGGAGAAGAAGACUUGAUUGAAGACUUAAAGUUAGCAAAGAAGGCGUACCAUGAUCCAAUGCUUAAGCUAUCCAUAAUGUCUGAACAAGAAUUAAACCAAAUUUUUGGAACACUAGAUUCUUUAAUUCCUCUUCACGAAGAUCUUCUUAGGAGACUGAAGGAAACGAGGAAGUCUGAUGGAUCUACAGAAUCAGUUGGUCACAUUCUUGUGAGCUGGCUGCCGUUCUUGAAUUCUUACGAUAGUUACUGCAGCAAUCAAGUGACUGCUAAAGCUUUGUUGGACCAUAAAAAACAGGACCACAGAGUGCAGGACUUCCUACAGCGUUGCCUGGAAUCACCUUUCAGUCGUAAAUUAGAUUUAUGGAAUUUCCUUGAUAUCCCACGCAGCCGUCUGGUGAAAUAUCCACUGCUACUCAGAGAGAUUUUGAGGCACACACCAAAUGAUCAUCCAGAUCAUCAGCACCUUGAAGAAGCUAUGAAUAUUGUUCAAGGCAUAGUAGCAGAAAUCAAUAAAAAGACAGGAGAAUCUGAAUGUCAGUAUUACAAAGAGAGGCUGAUAUAUCUUGAUGAUACCCAAAGGGACUCCCUGAUAGAUGAAUCACGUGUUGUUUGCUGUCACGGUGAACUAAAAAACAACAGGGGAGCGAAAUUUCAUGUCUUUCUUUUCCAAGAAGUGCUAGUAAUUACUCGGGCAAUUCUUCAUAAUGAACAACUCUGCUACCAAAUGUAUCGUCAGCCCAUCCCUGUGAAGGAUCUUAUGCUGGAAGACUUGCAAGAUGGAGAGGUGCGAUUAGGUGGAUCCAUACGUGGUGCAUUCAGCAACAAUGAGAGAAUUAAAAACUUCUUUCGAAUCAGCUUCAAGAAUGGAUCACAAAGCCAAUCCCACUCAUUACAAGCAAAUGAUACUUUCAAUAAACAGCUCUGGCUCAACUCUAUCCGUCAAGCCAAAGAACUGGUUUUACGUGCCUCGGGUGAAAAUGGAGUCCGUGAUUUGGAAGGACCUGUAAUAGCAUCAAGUAGGAACAGCAUAUUCCAGCAAGAAUCCAAGUCUGAACAAAUGGACCAAUCAGACAGUGGAUCUAACUGUAGCAUGGACACUAGUGAAAUCAGCCUUGAGUGUGACCACAUGGGAGAGACAGAUUCAUGGGAGAAUGACAGAGAAUUAGAAAGCAAUGUCUGACAAAAGCUUCAAGAGGCUUUCAGUGUCUCAUAUGUACGUAUUUGCAUUCCAUAUGUGGAGCAAGAAGCACUUUUUAAUAUUUUUGUGACAAUGUCAAUUCAAUUCCUAUUAUAUUUGUACCUAUUGACCAUAAUACUGUUAACUACUGGUAUGUGUGGCAACUGUAGUCUUGUGAUAGUCUGUAAAUGCCUCAGUCGCUGAGACAGGUACUUGGCCAAAUGUUUCACACGUCCUGUUGGUAGACAUGAUUUCUAAACUACCAGUUUUAGACAUAUACCAGGUAUCCCUGUUUAUAAAAUGCCCACAUUUGAUGUUUCAAAUGGCAACUUAACACAAGUUGUCUGCAUGGCAUUUUUAAAGUGUCAAGGUCAGGAAGUUACAUAAAGCAAGGUUUCAAAAAGCCUGAAGUUAAAACUGAGUUACUUAUCACCUGGUGAUUUGACAUAAGUACAUUUCUUGACAUUAAGUACAUCACUUGCAGGGGUGCAGAAGCUAUCACAAGUAGCAUAUUGGACAGUGGAUGGUGUUCAAAAAAUAAUGAGGACUCAAUUGAUGUCCAACCAUUUAUAAAGCAGUGCUAUAUUUUAGGAUAAACUAAAAUACUAAGUCGGCAGGAAUCUUAAAUACAGAUUGAUUUACAUUUUUAGGGCGAAACGUUAAGAUACACAUGUCAACAAUUAACAUGGCUAAUGCAAUAAAAUAAGGUUUCAAAUGCAAGAUAAUCAUUUGAAAAUUAACACUUCAUUAAUAGUGAAAAUCUAAAACUCUAUGAUUGUGCUGAGCAUGGAAACACCAAAAAUGACAACAGAAAUAUAAAUGAACUCACAUUUAUACAGAAUUGUUUUGCUUUGUGUAGCCCUUUCUGAGGUAACAUAUCAGUUUGUAUAUAAAAUGGUGCUCUCGCUUUACAUCUUUGAUUUGUCUUACAUUUUAUAAAUAAAAAUUAUAAUCAAGACCUAUUCUUGGGAAAUCAGUUGGGUGAGCAGCAAAUAAACCUUCUCUUUCUCAGUUUCCAUGAUUGCUCAUAUUCCUAGCUUCCAUUGCAGGUACAGAUAGAGAUACCUGAUGGGGAAAGAGUGGCAAAUGAUAAAAGAAGCCACAAGGUCCAUCCCUUUUGCAUAUGUCUUGUGACCUCACAAGGACAUAAAAUAGGGACAAAUUAGAGGAUGACUCUGCUUUUUUCCGAUUUUGACAAAAGCAUAUCCUGUUGUCACAACUAAGAUACUUUGUCAUGAAUUCUGUGUAAGAAACUUGUUUAAUAUGCUUCUCAUAUUAAAAUUCAGAAUACAUGUAAUGUGAUUCAAACAAAACAUUAGCAACCUUGAAAAAAAUUGGAAUAGGGAUCCCCAUUAGAAAAAAUUAGAAAACCAGGUUUUUAAAUUAAUUCACUUUUAUGUUUAUAAUGUGUUUUAUCAGGAGUUUAAAUUGAUUAGCUAAUUGUGAUUAAAAUAAGUCACGAUUGUCAUGAUUAAAACUGUGAUUCAGAUAUUUUCUUAUAACAGAUCUCCCAAUAAAGCAUUGGCUUCCUUAGUACCAGUCUGUACCAUUCUAUAAUUCUCUGUUGUGAGAACCUUCUGUAGCACCUACUGUUAUUCUAGAAACGCAACUGCAAAGUGUUCCGAUUAACAUCUCAGAAAAAUGUCCAGCUUUGAUUAGCUUUCCCAGUUAAAGUUGUGAAAAUGCCAAUAAACUGGGAAAUUGAGUAAGAAAAUUACAAUUAGGUUUGAACAACAUUAAAUUCAGUAUUUUACUGAUUUUUUAAAUAAAUGGUUCUAUAAUAUGCAACAGUGCACUGAAAUAUAAUAACUAUUACUUUCCAUACAGUAUAGACUCCAACCUCAGUACAACAGUAACGUUGGCAAAAUGUAUACAUCAAGCAUUUUAUGUUUACAAAAAAAUUAGUGGAGUAAAUAAGGUGUCAGGUUUUUUUUAAUGUUUCACUAUCUGUUACACAAGUAAUUAUGUUAAAAUAAUCAGUAUAUAGUAGGUUACUUUACUUCUUUUUUUAAACAAAGUAUUAAUUACCAAUAUCACUAUUUAGGACAUUUCUGUAUGUAUAGGAUUAAAAAAUUAUGAUCAUGUU
Messenger RNA from Thamnophis sirtalis, 4390 nucleotides. RefSeq names its product Rho guanine nucleotide exchange factor 3 (gene ARHGEF3). Gene Ontology annotation, molecular function: guanyl-nucleotide exchange factor activity. Gene Ontology annotation, biological process: positive regulation of Rho protein signal transduction; intracellular signal transduction. NCBI's taxonomy places the organism in Eukaryota, Metazoa, Chordata, Lepidosauria, Squamata, Natricidae. The record is from RefSeq and is a predicted model, not a curated record.